Volvox carteri f. nagariensis is the source of this 828-nucleotide messenger RNA. RefSeq lists its product as uncharacterized. Gene Ontology annotation, biological process: protein dephosphorylation. Bases 1 to 828 code for a protein of 275 amino acids. The transcript is spliced from 5 exons. NCBI's taxonomy places the organism in Eukaryota, Viridiplantae, Chlorophyta, Chlorophyceae, Chlamydomonadales, Volvocaceae. The record is from RefSeq and is a predicted model, not a curated record. Gene Ontology annotation, molecular function: protein tyrosine/serine/threonine phosphatase activity.
AUGGCUGCAGCAGAAUCGCCGCCAGCAGGAGGAGAGGAUGGCGUCGUGGACAACAACGGCAGUAGCGGCGGUUCCAGUGGCGGCGGCGGCGGCGGCAGUAGCAGUGGUGUUAGCUACCGUGUGCUGGUGCACUGCCAGGCGGGGGUAUCUCGCAGCCCAGCAGUAGUGGCGGCCUGGCUCAUGCGCAGUCGAGGUUUGUCCGCGGAUGAGGCCCUUCGGCUGUUGGGCUCGCGGCGACCGGCAGUGGACCCCAACGAGGGGUUCCGGGCCCAACUGAGUUUGUUCGGGGAUAUGAAGUGCAGUUUGGUUCCGGAGCACCCAGUGUAUAAGAUGUGGUGCCUUCAGGAGUUGGCGAGUAGGUGGGAGGAGCAGGGCUUCGUCGAUCCAGUGGCGUUCGGACAGCUGCCCGAGGGACCCACGGGUCUGUCGGCAGCGGUAGCGGCGCAGCAGACACUGUACCGAUGUCGUAAAUGCCGUACACUACUGGCGACGUCAGAGCACGUGAUGCCGGUUGAAGCCGCAAUGGGUAGGUCGUUAUACGCCGCCGCCGCUACGGCGGCGGCUGACGGCGGCGGCGGCGCGGAGUCCUGUUUGUUCGUACAGCCGAUGCAAUGGAUGGCGGGCACUGUGACUGGUGUGGUGGCGGGCAAGCUGCACUGUCCCAAGUGCUCAGCGCGUCUGGGCUCGUUCAACUGGUCGGGCAUCUCCAACCCCUCGGGCGCCUGGGUGACGCCCGCCUUUCAGCUUCACCACUCCAAGGUACGGCAUUUGUACAGCAGAUGUACGGCGGGCGUUAGUCGUGAUUGGGUUUGUAUCCCAGGCACUUGA